Messenger RNA from Marasmius oreades (fairy-ring Marasmius), 2544 nucleotides. RefSeq lists its product as uncharacterized. Bases 1 to 2544 code for a protein of 847 amino acids. NCBI's taxonomy places the organism in Eukaryota, Fungi, Basidiomycota, Agaricomycetes, Agaricales, Marasmiaceae. The transcript is spliced from 6 exons. The record is from RefSeq and is a predicted model, not a curated record.
AUGGCCUCAAGUGAAAGCCUCAAGAAUCUGUUCUCUGGGAAGCCAACAAGUUCAAUAGAACAUGUUGACAGCAGCAGUGAGCAAACAAUGGUUCAAUCAGAAUGUGAUUUCAGGGAAUUUUUGCAUGCAAAUAAGAGGAGAAUCAUUGCAGAGACAGAGUCUCCUUUGAAUCCUGCUCUGCAACAAAUAAAUAAAGCUGGGAAAAAUCAAACCCUCAAGAAUGCAGAAUUACAGAAUCCAAAAACUGAGAAACCCACUUUACAACAGUCCUGGGAUGCAAUCACAAAGACAGUUGACACACUGGAUGAUGACUCAGUGAGAGGUUAUAAGGAGGAUAUUGAUACACUUUUGGUUUUUGCAGGCCUAUUCUCUGCAGUUGUUACAGCAUUUGCAGUAGAAUCAUAUCAAUGGUUAGAAGAAGAUCCUGCUGAUAAGAAUGUUGCCCUCCUUGAACAGAUUGUUCAGCAAAUGAAUGGUCAACCACCAUCUCCACCUUCACAUUUUACUCCCUCUCCCUCAGUUGUGCGAAUCAAUACAUUCUGGUUCCUCAGCCUAACACUUGCUCUGGUUGAUGCAUUGUUUGGACUCCUCUGCAAGCAGUGGCUUCGUGAGCAUCAGCGACAAACCAAUACACCUAGACCUGGCCAGGCAUUGGCUCUUCGCUGGCUACGUCACCACAGCUUUGAACAGUGGCAUGUCCCAGGAAUCCUUGCCUCACUCCCAAUUCUGCUGGAAAUUGCACUCUUCCUUUUCUUUGCAGGCUUAUUGGAGCUUUUGUGGACCCGACAUCCUAUCCCAUUUGCAAUUGCUCUGGCCAUUGUUGGAUUUGCUAUCUUGUUCUAUCUCACUACUGCUAUCCUUCCAGGAUUGCUCCUAAUCCGACAAGUCCUUCAAAUUCAUCCCAACCUUGCAUAUGACCCCCAAUUGAUCCCGGAAAGAAUACCCAACUUGCCACCAAUCAACUUGAUAUGCCCCUACAAAUCCCCCCAAUCAUGGCUCAUGUUCCACCUCCUUUCAGCAAUGUUCCAUCUUUCAGGUUGCAAAAAGCUUCUAUACUUUGUCAUGGCUGCAUGCAACCCAGACUGGAAGGAACAUUCUCUUACUCUAGAUGAUACUGUGAGGAAGAAUAUUUUGAACCUUUCCAACUGGUCAUCACAUGAUCUCAAUGUUGUACAGCGAUUCUCAAGGAUUUCACAUUGUCCUGACCUGAAUGAACUGAAGGGAUUUCGAUGGCUUGUUCAGGAGACCCGGGAUAUACCAUCUAUGAAACCACAUGUCAUCAAUGCACUGGCAGAAUUACCCAAACAUUUGGUUAUGCCAGCUGUUUUUGAGCGGUGGCACACAUUUACAUCAUUUGACGAUUUGGCCGUUGGAGUUAAUCCUGAUGGUGACUUAUUUGGUGAUCAUGUGUCGGAACAUGCCUCUGCUCUCACUUCUCAGAUUCUAUGCUUCCGACACUUGUUGACCACCUGGAACUAUGAUUGGUCGGUCCCAGUAGCAGGUGAUCUCUGGCAGCGUGUACUCAAGGAGCCGAUAAAUGGCCCAUUCAUGCGGGCCUUUUUUCAUCCAGAGGACGUGCUGAUGGGCCAAACAACAGCCUGGCGUCAAGAAAUUUUGGAAUUUUAUAUGCAACAUUGGGAUGAAUUGGACAUCUACUCUCAAGGCAAGCUGGUGGACACAUUAGCCAGGACAGUUCUCUCCUUCCUUGAAUCAUCCGAUCACAACUUUGAAUCCACACUCCUCGCAUCCUCCCAUGGUCUUGAUUUUUUUACUUUCUUGAACAACAAAUUAUCCAGAGUGGAGGGCAUUGCAAAUUAUUUCUUUUAUGCUGAACAUUGGGUUGCCUUGAUGAGCUGCCUACGACGGAUUCAUCAGCUGCCACUGCUUUAUUUCCGAUGGGUGCCGGGUCAUUUUCCGAUACCACACCAGGAACUGCUCGAAAACCUCUUAGGCGACUCAUCUCGCAUAUCUAAUUCUUUCAUCGGGCCUUUUUUAGAUUCCUACAAGCAGAGCUGGGACUAUGUGAAAAUCGAGCACCGCAAGAAGGAACUGGUCAGAGUCUUGACACACCACAUCGAUAGCACAGUCCCAAUGCCAGUUCGGGCACGUUCUCAUCCAAACUCACCGACUAAAGGCUGGCAGCAUUUGUCCUUGCCCUCGUCUGCUAUCAUCGAGUCACAACAAUAUCUUGACUUCCUGACUUUUGUCAACGAGAAGCUCGAGAAGGAACCUUACUUGCUUUGGUAUUGUGAUGCAGGCACCAUCGAAGACUGGGUGGACGCUCUAGAACGCAUCCGAGUUUACUGUCGGCUACCAUCCGGUUAUUUCAAACCCAUUCCCAAGGUUGACGACUUAACUGGAGAGACCGUAGGUUGGUAUAUGCCGAGGAGGAGUAAAAGAGAGGGACAUCGGAAUCGAGAAGCUUACGAACUUAGGCGCGUGAAAAAGAAAGAAACGCUUCGACUGGUGAAAGACCGGGAAUUGGGCGGCGGUUACAGAGACGAAAAUGAACCCAGCGGAAGUUGGAAUCCAUCAGCCGAAUGA